AUGGACGAUGACAGUGAUCGUACACCGGAGGCAUCGUCGGAGGAUUCCGAUUUGGAGUCUGAAAAUGGCGGUGAUGGUGUGAAUUUUGUCACGGACACGUUAUUUCCAACGUUUGAUGAUGCAGUUAAAUGGGCGGAUGCUGUUUCCAUAUAUCUGGGAUUUAUUUUGGUUAAAUCAUCUUACAACAAAACUAGAGAUGGUUGGCCGUAUCGAUAUUUGAAAUGUGAUCGGGGACGGAAGAGCAAGCCGAGAGACUUUGAGAACGCAAUACAAAAGGACACAAAAACCAAAGCUAAUGCUUGUCCUUUCUACAUCAAGAUAUAUUAUGAAUUCAUCACAAACAGUUGGAAGAUUCGUGCAAAAAAUGAUGAAACUGGGACCCAUAGUCAUCCAAUGAUUGUGUAUCAGGAGGGUCAUUGUAAAAUUACUGGCUUGAGCCCGGAUGCAAAAAAGGUUGUGCGUGACCUGACAAAGUCCAAGAUUGCACCGCGUAACAUCAUGGCAACUAUUUCAGAGCAAUAA
Messenger RNA from Chenopodium quinoa (quinoa), 522 nucleotides. RefSeq lists its product as uncharacterized. The transcript is spliced from 2 exons. Bases 1 to 522 code for a protein of 173 amino acids. NCBI's taxonomy places the organism in Eukaryota, Viridiplantae, Streptophyta, Magnoliopsida, Caryophyllales, Amaranthaceae. The record is from RefSeq and is a predicted model, not a curated record.